Molecule: messenger RNA, 1779 nt
Organism: Adineta steineri
Lineage: Eukaryota; Metazoa; Rotifera; Eurotatoria; Adinetida; Adinetidae
Source: the annotation of a GenBank genome assembly
AUGAGUAAAACAUUGUUGUUAAUAUUUCUUCUCUUUUUUUAUACACCUUAUGAAUGUCGAAGUCAACAGGAUAUUCAAUCUGAUACAUGGAUUGCUGUUGAUGGUCUUGGUCGAGUGUUACCAAAUAUAACACAAGUUGGUCCCCCACGUCCUAAUCGUACAGUUGGAAUGUUUUAUUUCUUACAUUUGGGUCAUGAUGGAUCGGUAAAUGGUCCCUAUGAUGUAUCGAAAAUUCUCAAAGAACAUCCUGAAGCAAUUAAUGAUAUAAAUGAUCCACACUGGGGACCCCUUGAUAGUUCACAUAUUUGGGGUGAAAGUCUUUUUGGUUAUUAUAUGAUUGAUGAUGAUUUUAUUCUUCGUAAACAUGCAUCUAUGAUUGUAAAUGCAGGCGUUGACGUCAUUAUUUUUGAUGUUUCUAAUGCAGUAACUUUUCGAGAUAAUUAUCAAAAAUUAUGUUCUGUAUAUACUGAUAUUCGAUCAAAAGGAGGUAGAACGCCGCAAAUUGCUUUCCUCUGUCCAUUCGGCAAUCCAGGUGAUAUGGGACGAAAGACGACACGUGCAAUAUAUGAAGAUUUGUAUGCUAAUGGAUCUUAUUCUGAUCUUUGGUUUCGAUGGAAAGGUAAACCACUGAUGUUAGCUGAUCCAGGAUAUGUUGACGAUGAUAUUCGACAAUUUUUUACUUUACGUCAAAAUAUUGGACCUUACAAUCAAGGUCCAACUGGACCAAAUCAAUGGGCAUGGCUUGAAAUUUAUCCUCAGCAUGUAUUUUUGAAUAGUGAAGGUGAUAAAGAAGAAGCUGCAGUUGGUGUUGCACAGAAUUAUAAUAAAAUACAGUAUAAUAGUACUGCACCGAUGAGUUGGCCUGGUGCUUUUGGUCGUAGCUAUCAUAAUAACUCAAUGGAUAAUCGAACGGAUGCAGUUAAUUGGGGAUUUAAUUUUGCUGAACAAUGGGAACGUGCAUUAGAAAUUGAUCCUCAAUUUGUCUUUGUUACUGGAUGGAAUGAAUGGACAGCAGGUAGAUAUGCUUCAUGGAGUAGAUGGACAGCUCCACCAGUUAUUUUUGUUGAUGAAUUCAUUCAAGAAUUUAGUCGAGAUAUUGAACCGAUGAGUGGUGGUCAUGAUGAUAAUUAUUAUUAUCAAUUAGUAAAUUAUGUUCGACGUUACAAAGGAGUUCGUUCAAUAACACCUGUAAAAGCAAGUCCAAUUAUAAUUGAUGGUAAUUUUCAAGAAUGGCAACCUGUACAACCAAGUUUUCAAACAGAUCCUGGAACGCCUGUAUGGCGAGAUUAUCCUGGAAGUGGAAAAGCAGGUCCCUAUAUCAAUCAUACUGGUCGAAAUGAUAUUAUCGAAACUAAAGUUAGUUACAAUGGAGAUUAUGUUUAUUUCUAUGUACGAACUUAUAAUUUAACUACAAACUAUACAGAUCCUAAUUGGAUGUUAUUAUUUUUAAAUACUGAUGCUAAUUAUAGUACUGGAUGGCUUGGUUAUGAUUUUGUAAUUAAUCGAAAUGUUCGAUCAUCUCAAGAAACAUCUCUUGAACGUAAUAAUGCUAGUAAUUCUUAUAUUUGGACAAAAAUAGCCGAUAUAUCUUACGCUAUGAAAGGUAAAGAACUUGAAUUAAUGAUACCACGAAAAUUGUUAGCUAUUCCAGCAUCAUAUGUUACUAUUGACUUCAAAUGGGCAGACAAUAUUCAACAAGAUGGUACAUGGAGUGACUUUUCAUUAAAUGGUGAUUCCGCUCCUCCUGAUCGUUUUAACUUUCGUGCACAACUUAAUUAA